Diorhabda carinulata is the source of this 2171-nucleotide messenger RNA. RefSeq lists its product as uncharacterized. The record is from RefSeq and is a predicted model, not a curated record. Lineage: Eukaryota; Metazoa; Arthropoda; Insecta; Coleoptera; Chrysomelidae. The transcript is spliced from 6 exons. Bases 222 to 2087 code for a protein of 621 amino acids.
AUUUGCUUUAAUCUUCAAACCGCGACUUGCUGGGUUUAAACUAAGAGGAAAUAACUUGUUAGUAACCACUUAUUUCAUACACACAAAGGAAUUUUUUGCGACUUUAUUCACUAGUAGGAGCUUAAGAAUAAAGAACACAGUAUUCCUUUACUGAAGUGAAGUUUUCUUUUGCUUGUUAAAUUUUUGAUAAUUGAAUAUUGAAAAUUGUGUGAUUCGCGAUAAUGAAGGUAGGGAUUUUGUGUUGUGUUUUGUUGUUAUUGACUGAUUUGAACUACGGUGAAGCUAAAAGGGGAGGUGGUUCAAGAGGAGGAGGUUCCAGAGGGAAAAGUUCAGGUGGAUCAGGCUGGUGGUGGUCAAGUAGCAAUAAAAAAUCUUCUUCAUCAUCUAAAUCAUCGAGUGCUGUUCACCCUGCACCUGCACCACAACCUGAGAUUAAAAAACAGAACACUCACCUACAACAACAGCCGGCAAGUAAUCCGAAUUUUAAUACACAACAGAAGCCAAUCGGAUGGAAUGUACCGGGAAACAAACAAGGUACACACCAACAAACACACAGUUACCCUACAGGUAAUCAACCACAUGGUACCUGGUCAAAUACCGCCGGACAUAAUCCCCAACAGCACGGUAGCUGGGGAAACCAACACGGCAGUUAUGGAAAUCAACAUAACGGCUGGGGUGGUCAACAACAUAGCAGUUGGGGUGGACAACAGCACGGAAGUUGGGGAGGACAUCAAAAUAGUGGAUGGGGCAGUGGAUACCCGAAUCAACAUGCAUAUUCUGGGUUUGGUGGUGGUUAUGGUGGGUACGGUAGCGGUUAUAACUCCUUUGGAGGAAUACAGAGAGGUGGUUAUGGCGGAGGAAUGGGAGGAUAUGGUAUGGGAAUGGGUGGUUACGGUAUGGGAAUGGGAGGUAUGGGAAUGGGUGGAUUAGGAGGUUCCGGAGGAUAUUCACCAUACGGUGUACAAAGAAAGUCCGGUUUCUUCAGUGGUAGUACAUUUGGAAAUAUUUUAACGGGUAUGGCAAUCUACCACGUAACAUCGAGCUUAGCCAAAGGUAUUUUUGGUGUUGGUCAUACAAGACCUUACAACGUCUAUAAUUAUUAUAAUCAACCACCGGAAGCGCGCGAAGAAAUUAAAUUACCGUCCAAUGUGUUAACAAUGUGUGAAGGAAAUUUGACAACAGUGUGUACAGGUGCUACUGCUAUUUGUACCACCAACAAUACAGUUCUCUGCGUAGUAACAAUGUCUCAAGCAACACCUUGUGCUGAUGAGAAAGCUAUGUGUGUUAACACGACUAUACCAUGUACCGAUAAUUCCGAUCCACUAUGUCAAAAUAAUACCAACCAACAAACGGAGACUACCGUCAAUUUACCUUGUUACACAAAUUUGAGCGUCGAUAUAAAUUUAUUAAACGAGCCUGAAGCUGCUAAAAAAGGCGAUGAUUAUCAAUAUUGUGUUACAACUAUGGCUGUAGCAGGUCCGGAGUAUAAAAAUUGUUCCAAGGAAAGUCUUCUGAAAACGCACGAUUAUAGAAAUAUUUUAGCAGGAGAGUAUACUUGGAACCUGACAUUUAAUCAGAUGAUGAGACAAUAUCAGUCUUACAAUUACGACAACCCAACACAAACGCCUUCCGGAGAUAUGGUACUACCUCUGGUAGCUUUAAUACCGUGCAUAGAAAAUGCAACGAAAAUUUGCGCCCCGAAUCUGGUAACAAUAUGCACAGGUUUUGGAGAAAUAAUGUGUAUAAAACCUUUAACGGAUACGUCAAAUUGCGAGGAAUACAACACUACGUGCUAUAAAAGUUUAAUUGAAUGUCAACCAGAUGUGGAGCAAGACUUUUUAUGUCAAAAUAAAACCGAAGAUGAAUUGGUAUUGAAGGAAGAUAAGAAAUAUGUUAAUAUAGAAAUGCCUUGUUUUACUAAUGUAACUUUGAAUAGCAAUUCACCUAAUUUCGACAUAAAUACAUUCAACGGAACUAUACCAGAAACUGCCCCAAGUAGUUUUAUGUAUCAUUACCGUUUAUGUAUUAUAACGUUAAGUGUACCAGGUCCUGAAUCAGAUAUGUGUCUGAUAAAUGAAAUUAAAUAAUUUUAUGAGUCAUUGAUUGAUGUAAAAAUAGUGUUAUAAUAAGAAAUAGCUUUUUAGAGAAAAGAUUAAAAAUAUUUAGUUGUU